AUGAAUUCGAAUUUCACCACAGAUUUCUGCCUGUUUAAGACGAUUGUCACGCUAAUUUAGGACCUUUACACUUACGUCCCUUAACAUAUUCUUUCACAGAUUGAGGCUUCGUCACUCACCCACCGCCUUUCCCAUCCAAUAAUGUGUUGCUACCGCCACCGCCUCUCGCAUCCAAUCACUUACCAUUACCAUUUCUUAUCUUUAUCCCAUGAUUAAAUCCAUUCUCCUUUUCAAGGCCCGUUUCUUCUACAUCCAACCAUACAGAAGGGAUAUUGGAGAAGAAUCCAACCAAACAUCACGUUCGAGACGCUGAAGGACGGAGAAGUAAUAUCGGUGGCGGCGGUUGCCUUUGUGGAGAACCGAACAGACCGAUAAAGUCUCCUUUAGCGACGUCGCUGCUCGGCCUUUUUCUAUUUUCUUAGCUUUCUCUGAAUUUCUAACCAUAACCAAAUCUGAGUCCUAAUUUUUGGCGGAAAUCAUGACCAAUCUGAGCCCUGAUUUUACACUUCACUGAUCUGUAUUACUUUUCCAUCUGAAUUUUUUUUACUUGCUGCCCUCUUUCCGUUAUAGGUCUUCUAACUGGAAUUGCAGCGAUGGAUAGGGCUUCAUCACCUUCGGUGGCGAUGGUACACCUCAACCGGGGGAUGCGAAUGAUGUUCUCACUGCCAAGAAGAAGCUUUGUACUUUAUGUUAACUCUGUUGUACAUGUUAUCGAACCUACUAUUGGACUAAUCAAGCUUUUGAAGAAGGAAUUCCUCAAUUACAACACCUUCGUCAUGUAUCUGUUGAGAGAUAACCUCACACUCUGCAACUCUAAUAUGGUGAUGAAAAGUCAAAAGAUGAAAAAGAAAAAACCACAUGUACAACAGUACUGCGUUGGGACCCACAAAGUUUCAACAAAGUUUUUACACAAGAUACAUUUCAUACGAGAGUUUGAUGGAGUACAAUUCGAAGAAGAUGGGUACACCUCAUGUGUAGCAAGUGGCCCCAGGCAUUGUAAGAUCAAUAAUGGAGGAUGUUGGAAUGAAAGCCGAGAUUGGUUUAUAAGAUGA
Molecule: messenger RNA, 1052 nt
Organism: Lactuca virosa
Lineage: Eukaryota; Viridiplantae; Streptophyta; Magnoliopsida; Asterales; Asteraceae
Source: the annotation of a GenBank genome assembly